This is a messenger RNA of Drosophila albomicans, 1268 nucleotides long. It is a transcript of the gene Dph5, whose product is annotated as diphthine methyl ester synthase. The record is from RefSeq and is a predicted model, not a curated record. Gene Ontology annotation, molecular function: diphthine synthase activity. The coding region runs from base 231 to 1076 and encodes 281 amino acids. The transcript has 2 exons. NCBI's taxonomy places the organism in Eukaryota, Metazoa, Arthropoda, Insecta, Diptera, Drosophilidae. Gene Ontology annotation, biological process: protein histidyl modification to diphthamide.
ACAGAUGUUAGUGCAAUCGCGUCGUCCGCGCGUGAAGAAGCAACAAGCGAGGUGCAAAUCCAAUACACAUAGACAGAGAGAGGCACGUGUCGGUUUCAACACAAAAAUUCGCAAGCAUUUCUUUUGCUAAAUUACACAAAAACACACACACGCACUCAAACAUACACACAGCCAAUCAAAUAGCACAACUUGUGAAUAAUAGCAAUAGUAAUAACACGCACAAAACAAAAAUGUUCUAUCUGAUUGGACUGGGUCUGGGCGAUAUCAAGGAUAUUACAGUGAAAGGCCUUGAAAUUGUGAAGCAAUGUAGUCGUGUGUACCUGGAAAUGUAUACCUCAAUUCUGGGCUGUAGCCUUGAGGAUAUGCAAGAAUUCUAUGGACGUCCUGUACUGCUCGCUGACCGUGAUUUGGUCGAACAGGGCGCUGAUGAAAUACUCGCUGGCGCCGCCGAAGCCGAUGUAGCUCUGCUUGUGGUUGGCGAUCCAUUUGGCGCAACAACACACACAGAUUUCAUAUUGCGCGCCAAGGAGAAGAACAUUCCUUACAAGGUCAUUCACAAUGCGUCCAUCAUGAAUGCCAUCGGCUGUUGUGGCCUGCAGCUGUAUAAAUUCGGUGAAACUGUCUCGAUACCGUAUUGGGAUGAAACCUGGAAACCGGAUAGUUUCUAUGACAAAAUCAAAUUGAAUCGCCUGCACAACAUGCACACGCUAUGUCUGCUCGACAUCAAGGUUAAGGAGCCCACCCCCGAGUCGUUGAUGCGCAAACGCAAGGAAUACAUGCCGCCACGUUUUAUGAGCGUCGCUGAGGCGGCCCAGCAACUACUCGCGAUUGUCGAGAAGAAGGAUGCCCUAGAGCGGAAUACAGUCUUGAAUGAGCAAUCCUUGUGCGUGGGUUUGGCCCGAGUGGGGCAGGAUACGCAACAGAUUGUUGUGAGCACUUUGCAUGGCAUGCGUGCCACCGAUUUGGGUGGCCCAUUGCAUUCGCUGAUCAUACCCGCCAAGGAGAUGCAUCCCCUGGAGGUGGAAUUCAUGCAACAAUAUUCGGCCAACAUAAAGCUGGACGAUUAUAAUCAUUAGAAAAGAGCAGGCAGUUUAUUGGCCGCCCCACCGCAUUAAUUGAAACGUAUUUAAUUGAAUUGAAUUUAAGGUAGCUCGUGGAGCUGGAUGUGGAGCAGGAAAAGCUCACCGAAGUGAAAAUCCCCUGCUUAAAAAUUCCAACUGUGUAGUUUGCAAACAAACAAUAAUAAAAAAAUGCAUUGAAAUUGUCGA